AUGGCCACGAGGGCCGGGGGAGCGCGGGGAAAGGAGGGAUCGCGGGAGGGACGGGAGGAGAGAUGCGGGCGGGGGGGUGAGUGCGAAGGGCGGACGGAGGAAAGGAAGGCGGCGGAGCUGUGUCCCCGCCGGGCCCCGGGGGCGCGGGAAGAGCCCCUCCUGGGGAGCCCCGGCACCUCCGCCGCAAAAGGCCCGCGGCUCGGUGUGAGCGCGGCUCCGGUGCUGGAGCGGAGCGGGGGUGUCUGCGCCGGGGGGCACCCGGCCCGUGGGGAGCGGUACCGGCGGGGAGACCCCUGCGAGGGAGGCCGAAGGCAGAAGCCCCCGGUGUCCGCCCCCGCCUCGCCUGAAAGGUCUGGGGAAUUGCGGGGUGCGGGGCCCAAACGGGGAGGGGGCCCGGCAGCGGAUAUUUGCUGCGGGGAGAAGCCUCGCCGGAGGCGGAGAGGGCGGGAGGGCAGCGGGAGAGCGGCGAUGCUGCGGCCCGGGAAAUGCCGUCGUGGGGGGACCUGGCAGUCGUCGCAACGCGUUGCUUUUCUGGGUUCCGCCAAGGGCUUUUGCACCGCCGGGGCCCGAGCGUUUCGGGGCGAAGCAGACGCGUGUUCCCAGCGGAUGGGGGGUUCCUGCCCUUCUUCCCCUCGGGCCCUCGUCGUUUCCGCAGCGCGGAGCCGUUCCCGGCGGAGAGGCGAUGGGGCAGUCCCGGCCUCCCCCCGGCCUCCCCUCCCACCUGCUCGGGCGAUGUGCGAGCGGGGGCAGCGGAGAAACCCUCCUCGCCCUCUCCCUGGUGCCCUUCCGACAGCCUGCGGGCUCUAUCCGUUCCCGGCCCGGCGCGGGGAGAAGCGGGGCCCGGGGGCAGCACCGCUAACGGCGGGGCGAGCGGCCCCUCGGCCCGGCUGGAUGCCCUCGGCGACGCGGAGCGGCCGGGGACCGGGGCGAGCGCCCGCGGGGCCGGGCGAGGCCCUGCUGGGGCCGCAGGACAGGGCCCGAGCCCGUCGGCAGCCCCGCACCCUGCCGCCCGGUCCCUCGGCCUUGCCCCGCUCACCCCUGCGGGACCCCCCCGCGGCCGGCGCGGCGUGGGGAGCGGGGUCUCCCUCGCGGAUUCGGGACCUCGGCGGGGACCCGCUCCUCUGCCGCCCGGGGCCCGGGAGGGAGGCCGAAGGCAGAAGCCCCCGGUGUCCGCCCCCGCCUCGCCUGAAAGGUCUGGGGAAUUGCGGGGUGCGGGGCCCAAACGGGGAGGGGGCCCGGCAGCGGAUAUUUGCUGCGGGGAGAAGCCUCGCCGGAGGCGGAGAGGGCGGGAGGGCAGCGGGAGAGCGGCGAUGCUGCGGCCCGGGAAAUGCCGUCGUGGGGGGACCUGGCAGUCGUCGCAACGCGUUGCUUUUCUGGGUUCCGCCAAGGGCUUUUGCACCGCCGGGGCCCGAGCGUUUCGGGGCGAAGCAGACGCGUGUUCCCAGCGGAUGGGGGGUUCCUGCCCUUCUUCCCCUCGGGCCCUCGUCGUUUCCGCAGCGCGGAGCCGUUCCCGGCGGAGAGGCGAUGGGGCAGUCCCGGCCUCCCCCCGGCCUCCCCUCCCACCUGCUCGGGCGAUGUGCGAGCGGGGGCAGCGGAGAAACCCUCCUCGCCCUCUCCCUGGUGCCCUUCCGACAGCCUGCGGGCUCUAUCCGUUCCCGGCCCGGCGCGGGGAGAAGCGGGGCCCGGGGGCAGCACCGCUAA
Calidris pugnax (ruff) is the source of this 1701-nucleotide messenger RNA. RefSeq names its product translation initiation factor IF-2-like. The coding region runs from base 1 to 1701 and encodes 566 amino acids. The record is from RefSeq and is a predicted model, not a curated record. The transcript has 2 exons. NCBI's taxonomy places the organism in Eukaryota, Metazoa, Chordata, Aves, Charadriiformes, Scolopacidae.